This is a messenger RNA of Drosophila navojoa, 595 nucleotides long. It is a transcript of the gene GNBP-like3, whose product is annotated as GNBP-like 3. The record is from RefSeq and is a predicted model, not a curated record. Gene Ontology annotation, molecular function: carbohydrate binding. NCBI's taxonomy places the organism in Eukaryota, Metazoa, Arthropoda, Insecta, Diptera, Drosophilidae.
GCUGAGCUGAAGCCAGUUACCAUGAGGGCAGCAACGUCUCGAGUCAAGCAGCUUAUCUUACUGCUCAUCGUCUGUGGCACACUGGGCGACAGCCACGCCUACGAAGUGCCCAAGGUGACGGUGAAGGUGAACAGUCCAAAGGGUUUUGAGGUCUCCAUACCCGAUGGGCCAGGAAUUUCGCUGUUUGCCUUCCACGGCAAACUCAAUGAGGAAAUGGAUGAUCUGAGUGAUCAGACCUGGGCCACCGAUAUCGUUACACCGCGUAAUGGACGCUGGACUUAUAUUAAUCGGCUGCAAAAGCUCCAGCCAGGCGAUGUGCUCUACUACUGGGUGACUGUACGAUAUAACGGUCUGGACUAUCACGCGUAUAACCAGCGGUACCAGGUAGGCCAAGACGAUGCCAGAAGCCAAAAUACGACGAUCAAUUUGACCAGAAAAGAUGGAACCAUUUCACAAAUCAUUGUCAAUGGGAAUCCCACCAUAAAUAUUUAUGUUUCAUAAAUUUGAAUAAGUUCUCAGCCGUAGGCCAAAAAGUGUUAAAUUCUAGCUUAGGAAAUUCUAAUGCUGUGCUAAAUUAUUAAUUAGUGAAUAUGAA